AUGACACUCAGUGCCGAGUCACUGGCAAAGCGGCUGCGGACAUCGCAUCUGUGCACAUCAAUCGGUGCGUUAUCUCUUGGUUUCCUCUGCUGCUGCCUCAUGUUCUCUCUGCCCCUUUACCGCCGUUCUGGUGUGUGCCAGAUGAAGAAAAGGAUGCAAGACCCUCAAAGAAGACUUCGGUGCCUACAAGCUUACGAGUCUGUUUGCAGAUCGAGAAAAAACCUUCGAAUUCAUGGUAGACACCAUAAGCAGAAAGUUAAAACCACGGUUCUCCUUUGCAGUGCCAACCCAACAACUUGCCGCCCACUGCCGACGAGUGGGAAGAAGUUUCGGAUGUUCAUGAAACUUCACGUGGCGACAGACUCAGGAACAUCAAUCGCUCUCUAUUGGGAGACAAAUGCGCAAGUGCAACUGGCGCGACAAACGCUGAAUGCCGUGCGCUUGUGACUGGCGACUGGUACUGGCUAAGAAAUGCAGGCUACUCUUAUCCCAUGUAAGUAGAGCCGACAAGUGUCUCCAACAUACACACGGAUAAACAUUUGUUGUUCGGUGUCUUCUUGUGUAUAUUCAGCACGACCAUUUACGACACCACUCUGAGACUCAUCGACGGCGCGGAGAAGGUUUCACUUUAUAUAUAUAGAGAGCGCAUAGAGGCGCCCUUGGUAAUUCCCCUUCUCACCUGGUUGAUGUCUCUGUCUGUUGCCAUCUGUAGUACGUCUACAUCGAGAGUCAAUACUUUAUUUCGAGUGCCUUGGUCAACUGAAAGAGGCAGAUCAUCGACAUGCCUGACGACUGAUGUCUGCUCCCUCUGCUUAUCACUUUCAGCGCCCCUUUUCUCCGAACCCAGAUGGAAUAAGUGAUCCGCAUGAUUUCAUACAGCCGAAGUUCGAGUCGGCCUUCGGUGAUUUGGAAGCCGACCUGCCGAAAAGCUGUACGAAGAGCUUUCUUGUCAAGAAUCGCCUGGGCAAAGUUCUGUAUAAGUAGGUGAAAGAAGAACUUUGCGAUGAUAAAUGAGUGUUGUUUCUCGAUUGUUCAGGCGCAUCAAGCGAGCAAUCGAGGAAGAUGAGAACUUCUCGGUCGUUCUCGUGACAUCAAUGUCCGCAGAAGAAGCGAUUGUAAGCCACACAGGCGCAUGAAUGUCUGCUUUGACACAGCUUUAUUACCUGCGCGUGCCUUCAGUUGUUUUACAACCGAUAUUUCACCCUCUUUCGUAUACUCCGAUAUCCUACACAGCGGCUGAUGGGUGCUCAAAAGGGCUGCAUUGUGAAUUACUGACCUCAGAUAAGGAUUGCGAGCUCAUUCCGGCCCUGGAGAGAGUUCUGGAGGACACACGCAAGAAGAACGCUAAGACGGGCGCCAGAAAAGCGACCAACAAACAACUGAAAGACUACUUUACUGUUCUUUUCCACGUAAGGCGCCUGAUUGUUGUGUCUUCCACUUGAGCAUGUGUGCGUCGUCGUCUUUUGUACACAUCAGGGCCGAGUUGACUUUGCCUUGUGA
This is a messenger RNA of Vitrella brassicaformis, 1500 nucleotides long. Lineage: Eukaryota; Vitrellaceae. The record is from the annotation of a GenBank genome assembly.